This is a messenger RNA of Mus caroli (Ryukyu mouse), 1680 nucleotides long. NCBI's taxonomy places the organism in Eukaryota, Metazoa, Chordata, Mammalia, Rodentia, Muridae. The record is from RefSeq and is a predicted model, not a curated record.
GCAGCUGGGGAGGCUGUGAGGACUUCAAUUCCCAGGAGACCUUUAUAGGAAAUGUUCCACAGUCACCCGGGUCACCUAGUGGCCAGGUGCAGACCUGUAGCAGGCCCCUCCCUUACCGAGGGCAGUCCCUGCCCUGGGGCCUCCAGAGACAGAAAGAACGGGUGCCGAAAGAAAGUACUGUACCGUCCACAAACAUGGAAGCCUGGGGCCAGUCCCCAGCCUGCUCUAGCUCCCGGAAAGCCAGAACAGGUCCAUCGCUGGCGUCUGUGCUGAACGAUCUCCCCAGCGCUGCUACGCUGCGAUACCGCGGCCCUGGUGUGCUCCCUUGGGGAGCACUGGAUGAAGAUGAUGAUGAUGGAGGAAGGAGCCUUCAGGCCUUUGCAGAAACUGCACAGAUGGAAUCUCACCCUUCCCGGGAACUUCCCUGGCCUAUGCAGGCAAGGCGGGUACACAGGAAGAGCCAGGCUACAGGGCAGCUGGCUUCUGGCUCUGAAUCUAGGGCUGCCUACUGGACCCGACAGCUUUCCCGGACCAAGGGAAAAAUGAAAGAAGGCUUUCAAACUAUACAGCCCUGGGCAUGGACGCUGAAGAAAAUUGGGGGUCAGUUUGGAGCAGGCACUGAGUCCUACUUCUCCCUGCUGCGCUUCCUGCUCUUUCUCAACCUGGGGGCAUCUGUCAUUGAAAUCUGCAUGAAGCUGAUCCCCACCUGGCUGGAAGGGGCUCCUCCAGGUCCCCCUGGCCCUAACAUCUCUUCACCCUGUGGUUCCUAUAUUCUACACACUCAUGGCCUGGUCGCCUUCCCCACCCAGCUUUUCAACUUGCUCUCUGGAGAGGGUUACCUUGAGUGGUCCCCUCUAUUCUAUGGGUUCUACCCACCCCGAUCGAACCUGGCCAUCACCUACCUGUGCUCCGUCUUUGCCAUCGGCGUCAUCUACUUGCUGUGCAUCCUACGACGUUCGGUGUCCGGGUUGAAGGAGACACUGUUGGCGGAGUCAGACAUUCUGACCAGCUACAGUCACCGAGUGUUCUCAGCAUGGAAUUUUGGCCUCUGCGGGGACGUGCACGUGCGGCUGCGCCAGCGCAUCAUUUUGUAUGAACUACAGGUGGACCUAGAGGAAGCAGUAGUCCGGCGCCGUGCUGCGGAGCAGACUCUGAGCCAGCGAGCCAAGGUGUGGUCGGUGAGGGUGCUGCUCAACGUGCUGGUCCUCGCGCUGCUCGGGGCGGCCUUCUAUGGCAUCUACUGGGCCACCGAGUACACUUUGACACUACAGGAGACACCCCUUGUCCGACAGACCCCACUACUCAAGCUUCUGGUGGAUUAUCUACCAUCCAUCUUCAUUUCUCUGUUCAACUUUGUGCUGCCUCCUGUGUUCAAGUUCAUUGCCUCACUAGAGGGCUACACUCAAAGCCGACAGAUCGUCUUGAUCCUGCUUAGGACUGUGUUUUUGCGUCUGGCCUCGCUGGUGUUCCUUCUGAUCUCUCUGUGGAGUCAGAUCACAUGUGGGGGAAACAUGGAGGCAGAAGGAUGCAAGGCCUGCGGCUAUAAUUACAAAGAAAUUCCAUGCUGGGAGACUCGGCUGGGCCAGGAGAUGUACAAACUUGUACUCUUUGAUCUGCUGAUGGGCCUGUUGGUCACGCUGUUGGUCCAGUUUCCUAGGAAGUAAGUGUCCUUGCCCUUCC